AUGUCUGCCCAGACCACCAUCCCCAAGAUCCAGCUCACUGCUGAGGAGAUCGCCUUCAAGGCUGAGCACGAUGCCAUCACAUCCUACGAGGAGGGUUGGGACAACUGGGACGGUCCUCAGUGGCCCAUUGGCACUGUUCAGUGCUCCAUCCAGGCCAACUGGGAAGACCGCUCUGUCCCCCCUACACCCGCCGUUGAGGCCGACGAGCCUCAGUUCAAGAACUAG
Molecule: messenger RNA, 225 nt
Organism: Ascochyta rabiei
Lineage: Eukaryota; Fungi; Ascomycota; Dothideomycetes; Pleosporales; Didymellaceae
Exons: 2
Coding region: 1-225 (74 amino acids)
Source: RefSeq, a predicted model, not a curated record